AUGAGAAACAAGUUAUUGUUUUGUCUAUUCUUGUUCUUGCUUGUUGCUGGUCAAUCCAUGCAACAAGAAGCAACCACCUUGCCAGACAAUGUUGUUUAUCCAACUUUUUACAAUACUUCUGUCUAUGCAGGUGGUAAUGACGAUGGUUCUGGCUACCCAGCUCUGAACACUCUUGUUAGUUAUGCUCAUUAUACCAUUACAUCAGCUGGUGAUAUUUUCACAUACAAUAACUAUCAACCAAUUCGUAAAAUUUCCAAACAAACUGGCACAGUUGAAAAGUUUUAUUCACACUCUACCUCUGUCAGCUGUUUGUUAUAUGAUAAGAGUUCUGAGAAUCUGUACAUUGUCAGUGUUGUUUUUCCACAAAUUGCCAUCUACAAACUCGACAAUGUAACAGCCACAACAACACUACUCUUUUCUAAAACAGAUUCAUCCUAUGGCAAUGAAGGUGGUUGUUCUAUCAAUGGUAAUGGAGAUAUUGCCAUCAGAACAACAACUUAUCAACAACAACACAAAAUAUUCAUAUUUAACAUGACAACUCUUGCUUUAACUCAAGUGUUUGGUAGUAGCAGUGGUUUGUUUUAUACAAAUCCAUGUUAUGAUGGUAGCAAUGCUCUCUCAUGUCAACUUCUGUUGACAGCUUUUAGUUUGGCAAAUGAUGGAAGAAUUGUUCUUUAUGGAACUGGAACAAUGUCUGGUUUGUGGUUGAUUUCUGAUUCUACCAUUUACAUGAAAAAGAAUGAUUAUUAUUAUGCUAAAGAUUUCUUGCAAGUUUCCAAUAAUGAGUUCUACAUGUUAUCUGACAGUUUUCUUUACAAGUAUAAUUUGGAAACUAAUGAGGUUACAGGCAUGUCUGGUUCUAUUUCAGGUAGUGAUGGAGUUUUGGUAUCUGAUUUUCAAGUUAGUGGUGGUACUGCCAUUGUAAUGGAUUACAGCGACAAUUCCAUUACAUUCAGUUUGAGUUACUCCAUUAAGAAAAUCAGUCCACAAACUAACACAAUUCAAACCAUUGCUGGAAGUGGAAAAAAUGUACCAAUUCCAAUUGAUGGUCUGGAUCCUAAACAAUUGAGUGUCGUUGAUACAGUUGCAACUCUUUCAAAGAGCGAUGAAAUGUACUUUGGAAGUCUUGAUGCCAACUUUAUGUACAAGAUCAAUAGUCUAGAGAAGAGUGUUUUCUUACCUGGAGCUAUCGAACGUAUUAAAACUAUUGCAAUUGACAAGUCAUUGAGCAAUGAUGUGUUUUAUGGUGGAAUUGAGGGAUCCACUGAAUUUAGAAGAAGUUCCAUUGCAAAGUUUAAUGAAAUUUCCAAGUUAAACGCAAAAAUUAGUACAAGCACUAAUACAUUAUUGAACAAUACUCUGAAUCCAAUAUUUGGUGGUAGAUAUGUUGGUUUAUCUGUCUAUCAAGAUGAAAUUUACAUUGCUGAUUACAAACAUCACACUAUUAGAAAGAUUUCUAAAGAUAGUAAUAUGGUUGUAAUUAUUGCAGGAAAUGGCACUGUUGGAUUUACAGGAGAUGGUGGUUUAGCAACUGAAGCAACAUUGAACAAUCCUUCACAUGCUAUUGUUGAUUCAAAUGGUGAUCUUUGGAUUGCCGAUUUAGGUAAUAAUAGAGUUAGAAAGGUUUUUGGAAUUAAUGGCACAAUCACCACAGUUUCAGGAAAUGGGAUUCCAUCAUCCGAGGUUCCACCUAAUAUUGAUGUUGUUUCACCUAUAUUCUUGACAGAAUCACCUUCUGGAGAUGCCAUCUAUGUGACCGAUUGGAAUUUGAUCAAGAAGAUUGACAAGCUCACUAAUCAAGUUUCUAUUAUUGCUGGUACUGGACAAAUUUAUGAGCAAAACAUUGAUAUGGAAAUACCUGCCCUUGAAGCAAAUAUCAAUCCAUUGGCUCUUGUUGUACGUUCAGAAAAUUCAUUGGAUGCCAUUUAUUUUGCUGAUCCCUACAAUCAAAGAAUUAGAAAGCUUUACAAUAAUACAGUUUCUUCUGUUCCUGGAUCAGCAACUGAUAACGUAGGGGGAUUGGAAUUUGAUACAUUGACUGGAGAUUUUUAUGUUUCCACUGGGAAUUACCAAGUUAGAAAGAUUACUCCACAAGGUCAAAAUGUGUUAUUUGCUGGUAAUGGAACUAAUGGUUUCUUUGGAGAUGGAAUGAGAGCUGUUGAUGCUGCUAUUUUCCCAACCUUGAUGUUAAUGAAGGGAAGAAACUUGUAUUUCUCCAAUGUGGAUGAUCCAACCAAUAUUAACAAUAUCAAAUAUGUUUCAGUUGAUCAAGAGAAUGCAACCAUUUCAACAUUAAUAGGUGGAUUUGGAGAUGGCUUAAAGGCUGAAAAUGCCUAUUUUGGAGAAGUGGUUUAUAUGGACACAGAUGAGAAGGGAAAUCUCUAUAUUUUGGAAGGUUCUUCAAGAAUUAGAAAAAUCACCAAGUCAACUGGAAUUGUUACAACCAUUGCAGGUCUUGGAAAUAGAAUUGAAAGCGGUAUUCCUGCAAAUCAAGCACUAUUCACUGCCCAAUCUUUCAGUGUUGUGUCAGAAGAUGUCUUGUUGGUUCCUGAUAUUGGCAACAAUAGAAUUUUCAAAAUUUCCAAUGGAAUUAUUACGAAUAUUGUUGGUAAUUACACAAGAGGUUAUCCUGAAUAUAAUUUACCAGCCAAUGAAACAUCAGUUCGUGAUGUUCAAACUAUUCUUCAAACACCAGAGGGUGAAAUUAUUAUCACUCUUUAUGGCCUUUCAGCAUUGCUCAAACUAAACAAGUAUACAGGAAAAUUAGAAGAAUUGAAAUUGGAUUCAGUACCAGAUUUAUACUACUCCUAUGUCAUGAGAAAUAGAAAAGGAGAAUUUUUCUACACAACACCCAAAUUUGUUAACAAGUUAACACCUUAUUGCGUUAAAGGCAAACUGAAUAGUUUCAAGAGUUAUUGUGUGAAUGAAUGUUUUGGUAUUGCUGAUGAAACUAAGGGAUGUUCUGGUCAUGGUUAUUGCCUAGGACUGGAUCAAUGUUCAUGUUUUGCUGGUUAUAAUGGAAGCAAGUGUGAAGAUUUCACUUGUAAUUCAAUUCUCAAAUCUCAAGCCAAUGUUUGUUCUGGUCAUGGCAUCUGUUCUUCAUAUAAUAACUGUACAUGCUCUCUUGGUUAUUAUGGAGCUAAUUGUGAAGAAUUCGAUUGUUUUGGAACUUUGAAGAAUUCACAAAGUGUCUGCUCAGGAAAUGGUCAAUGUUUGGAUUUCAAUAAUUGUACUUGCAAGGAAGGAUAUUAUGGAGCUGCAUGUGAUAAGUUUGAUUGUUUUGGUGUGAACAGUGCCAAUUCAUCUGUUUGUUCUUCACAUGGUUCCUGUCCAAAACCAAAUAAUUGCUCAUGUGAUAAUGGAUAUUAUGGAGCUUCAUGUGGCAAGUUUGAUUGUAACGGUAUUGGAAGUGACCAAUCCUCAGUAUGUUCAUCCCACGGUACUUGUUCCAAACCAAAUAAUUGUUCCUGUGACAAUGGAUAUUAUGGAAACAAUUGUCAAUUGUUCAAUUGUUUUGGUCAAUUAUAUUCAGAUAAUUCAGUUUGUUCUGGAAAUGGUACAUGUUCCAAACCAAAUAAUUGUACUUGCAAGAAUGGAUACUAUGGAUCAAAUUGUGAAUCAUUCAAUUGUAAGGGAGUUAAGAGUACUGAUGCAAGUGUUUGUUCAUCAAGAGGUCAAUGUAUUGCUCCUGAAACUUGUCAAUGUACUUUGAAGAAUGCAUUUGGAUCAAAUUGUGAAUUUGUUACAACUCCUUCAACAUCAAAGAAUAUUAAUGGACAUGUUAGUGGAGUAGCCGCUCGUUCAGUCAGAUUGAAUGUCACAACUGGUAUGAAAAGUCAUUCAUCACAACUAUUAUUGAUGCUUGUUGUGUUCUUGAGUGCCUUCAUUGUGAUGUAA
Messenger RNA from Naegleria gruberi, 3897 nucleotides. RefSeq lists its product as uncharacterized. The record is from RefSeq and is a predicted model, not a curated record. The coding region runs from base 1 to 3897 and encodes 1298 amino acids. The transcript has a single exon. Lineage: Eukaryota; Heterolobosea; Eutetramitea; Acrasida; Naegleriidae.